This is a messenger RNA of Penicillium macrosclerotiorum, 1146 nucleotides long. Its product is annotated as putative RING finger domain protein. The record is from RefSeq and is a predicted model, not a curated record. The coding region runs from base 1 to 1146 and encodes 381 amino acids. Gene Ontology annotation, cellular component: SUMO-targeted ubiquitin ligase complex. Lineage: Eukaryota; Fungi; Ascomycota; Eurotiomycetes; Eurotiales; Aspergillaceae. The transcript has 3 exons. Gene Ontology annotation, molecular function: ubiquitin-protein transferase activity.
AUGUCGACCAAGGAUCAUGCGACUGCCUCGACUCUACUGGAGUCGUCUUCUGUAUCUGUUAACACACCUGGGUCCAUUUUCCAGUGUAUUUUAGGUACCAGAACUGAUAUGAGUGAAGACCCUGGCGUCCAGUUCGUGGGCGCCAGGUCCAAGCGCACGCAUCGUCAAAUGUCCCAAGAAUCAAGUGAUGGGAGCCAAAUGUCCUGGCAUCACCACUUUCAUCCUCCCCGUCCGAACACAUCCAGCUCCCGUCCCGCUCGCUUGCCACCCAUGAGAACACCCCGAGAUGGAUUUGACUUCAGACGCCCAGCUGAAGUAGCUAGUCAAACAGAGGAUGUGAUUGACCUCACAAAUGAACCGGAAACUCCUCCACAACAUACCCGUCGCCACUCCUCCGACAUUCAAGGCUCAACCUCCUCACGGCUUCCCCGCUUUGGUAGGAAUAUCAUGGCGGAAACAGACAUUGUUGACCUGGAAGUUGAGCCUGACCAUACAGGUGAAGGUCCUUCCAGUAGUCCAGAGGUUCAGUUCGUCCGGGCUACUGUCCGCCAGCCACCCAGACGGUGGGAUCCUUUGAGCUUGCUCCCUACCAAUUUCCCUCUAGGCGCUCGGUCUCAACAUCCCCAUGACAUGCAUCGCCUUGCCCCUUUGGACAGAACUUUACCGAGAGCCUUGCAACGGGCACAUAGGCAGUUUAUGCCUAAUUUGGGUGACUCGUUGUUCAUCGGAAGCUCCGCGGGCCUACCUCCUAUCGAUGUCACUAAUGAGGUCAUUCUCGAUUAUGCCGUUUCAUCUUUUGCUAUGGACCCCCUUUCUCGUCGCCAGGAGGAGCGGCGCCAACGUGAUAGGUAUAAAGCUCCAAGUCCUGCCCCAGCAGGCUUCACCAGAACUCUAGGGGAGGAUGACAUUGCUAUUUGUCCCAACUGUAACUGGGAGCUUGGCACUGGGGACGGCAAAAGGCAAGAGAUUUGGGUUGCAAAACCUUGCGGUCAUGUUUACUGUGGUGAAUGUGCCGAGAAUCGAUCUUUAUCAAAAGCAAAGAAGGCACAGACUGCUCAAAGAACCAAACCAUUCUCUAAAUGCCAGGUUGAGGGGUGCGGUAAACAAGUCAGCGCACCCACAGCUAUGCUCCAUCUAUAUCUGUGA